AUGCCCAAGGACUCCUCCGCCGAACCUCUUUCCGGUCUCUUCGGAGUCGUAAAGCCAUCCGGGCCGACUUCAAUGUCGAUUGUAAACGAUAUCAAGGAGCUUGUCAGCACUUCUCCGCUGUUUGUUGAGGCGUCGAAGUUAGCCACCAAGUCUCAAAAGAAGGGAAAGAAGCAUGGUCGCCAGGUCGUCAAGAUUGGGCAGGGUGGGACCCUCGACCCUCUCGCGGAUGGGGUCCUCGUUGUUGCAAUAGGAAAGGGUACGAAGAAGCUGUCCGACUUCCUAGACUGUAUUAAGGAAUAUCGGACGACGUGUCUACUCGGGUGCGAGACGGACACAUACGAUAGCGAAGGGAAGCAGGUGCGCACUGCGCCCUGGCACCACGUUACGCGUGAGCAAGUCGAAAAAGCACUGGAGCAAUUCCGAGGAGACAUCGAGCAAACGCCACCUAUCUUCUCCGCACUGAAAAUGGAUGGAAAGCCGUUGUACGAUUACGCGCGUCGCGGUAUACCUUUGCCUCGUCCGAUCGAGAAGCGCAAAGUGACCGUUCACUCCCUCGAACUAGUCGAAUGGACAGGAAGCAACCACUCAUACCGCUGGCCAGAGCAAAAGUUCACCGAAGAAGAACGUGCUGCUAUGGAGACCGCUCUCAAAGGCAUUAACCAGGAAACCUCUGUCAAAGACGAACCCGAAGUGUCGGCGGAGGCCGCGACGGCUACCGAACAGGUCCCAACCGCGUUUGUGCUACAGAUGCGGGUCUCGGGUGGCACAUACGUUCGCUCUGUGGUUCACGAACUCGCGCAUUCGCUCGGCUCCGCUGGCCAUGUGGUAACAUUGCAACGCUGUCGACAAGGACGAUACACUCUUACACCAUCCGCCAGUGAUGAUCGACCUUGUAUUCCCUGGGAAGUGUUCGAAAAGGCCUUGAAAGAUGAAGGGGAGACGGAUGCUGAUGGUCGCAAGGAAUGGGAGAAGGAAGUAGUGAGCACAUUGGAAAUCGUGUCCUGA
Molecule: messenger RNA, 1005 nt
Organism: Epithele typhae
Lineage: Eukaryota; Fungi; Basidiomycota; Agaricomycetes; Polyporales; Epitheliaceae
Product: pseudouridine synthase
Exons: 4
Coding region: 1-1005 (334 amino acids)
Biological process (GO): tRNA modification; mRNA pseudouridine synthesis
Cellular component (GO): mitochondrion
Molecular function (GO): pseudouridine synthase activity; RNA binding
Source: RefSeq, a predicted model, not a curated record